Molecule: messenger RNA, 2058 nt
Organism: Microsporum canis CBS 113480
Lineage: Eukaryota; Fungi; Ascomycota; Eurotiomycetes; Onygenales; Arthrodermataceae
Exons: 2
Coding region: 1-2058 (685 amino acids)
Source: RefSeq, a predicted model, not a curated record
AUGACUCGUUCGUCUCCAGCCUUCUUCGCCCGCUAUACGUGCCACGACGACCGGCAAAUGAUUCGAGGAAAGGAGGUUCUCCCUCCUCCCGUUGUCACCAGAACUGGGCAGAAAAAGCCUCCUCCACCUCCUCCAUCCAAGGGAAGCAAAGCAAUCUCAGCAGGCCCUCCCUUGCCACCGAGAAAGAACCCAGAAGUCUCUUCACCAGUUCCGCCAGCGCUACCUCCUCGAACACCGUCAGACUACAGCCGGACUUCUAGUGAGUUUACGCCCUCGAGCGCAUCUGUAUCUUCCAGUUCCUCGGGGCCAGAGACCAAACCUGAUGUCUACCGCCUUUGUGCCCCAGCUUGGGGUCAGACUGAAUUACCUUGCAUCACACCGUGGAACAGAAAUGCCAGAGAUAAGGAUACCAGCACCGAGAGGCAGAAGGAAGAGAUACAGCGCAAAGCAGAUUUCGAUAGUCAAAAUGCGAGCGGAAAGAUAGCAGCAUUACGGGAUCGAUUGGCUGGCCAUAAAAUCAUUUCUCCUGCUACGGCACCGCCGCCAAAGGCUGCGAAACCGAAACUCCCUCCUCGCAUGAAUUCUACACCUAUCCUCCAGGCAUAUCAACAUCAGCCCCACCAGCACAACCAACCCCAGCUAGAGAGAGUCGAAUCGGCGCCUCCUACACAGAGGAAACUGCCCCCUCCUCCGCCGCGAGGGGUCAACCUCGAAACAAUCAAGCGCGGGUCAUUUUCAACGCUGAAUAAAAGCGCCAAUGGCACAAUGAAAUGCAAUACCAAACAACAAUUGGAACCCUCAGUGGAUGCUAAAAUAAUAUCUCGUCUUCCUCCUCCUAUACCUCUUGCAUCCCGCCCUAAACUACCUCUAGUACCUACCAGCUCUAAGCCUCAUGCCACUACAACGCUCUGUAUUAAUGCAGAGAACCUGGCGAUUUCGUCAACUGUGUGCCUCAAGUGUCGCGAUUUUUCCGCUCCUGAUGCUCACGCCGCUAGGUUUCCUCGUCAAUCCCUCCCAUCGCACGAUUUAGCCUGGUUAUCAUCUCAGCUCACCUCUCCGUUUCCGUCGCUCACAGAUAAAGCACGCGUGAUCUUUACGUGGCUCCAUCACAACGUACGCUAUGAUGUCGAAAGCUUCUUUCAAGGCAGAAACAUGCCACAAUCGCCAGAAUAUGUAUUUACCCACGGCCUUGCCGUCUGUGCCGGAUUUGCAUCCCUAUUCGAAAUCUUAGCAAAAAAUGCCGGCCUAGAGGCUAAGGUGCUGAGCGGCCACGGCUCAGGCUUUGGUCACAAACCGCUUGCCCCUGGAGCGCCAUUACCUCCGUAUGAGGGUAACCAUGCAUGGAAUGUAGUGCGCAUUGACAAUGGACAAUGGAAGCUGAUUGAUAGCUGCUGGGGUGCUGGCCACAUAAAGGGCAGAAACCUACCCUAUGUCCAAGAAUUUUCACCCAAACACUUUACCAUGUCGAACGACGAGUUCGGCCUUGACCAUUAUCCUAACAAUAAGUCCGACUUUUACCGUGAAGACGGACGCACCGAUAUCACAUGGGAAGAGUAUAUCGGAGGCGGCCUCAGAGCUCAAUUGAACAUACCUUCUGAUCCACCCACUCUUUUCACAGCAGCUACCGAAAACCAUGGUAUUGGGGAGUCUACCCUCCAGCCAAGGCUAAAGCCCAUCUCCAUCAGGGAGGUUUCUGGGCGCCCUGUGCACUUCCAAUUCGCACUCAUUUGCGAGCAUUGGUCUAUCAUCAAACAUGGCAAUAAGUGUGCGGCGGCUUUCUUCAUACUAGGUACACAUGGGCUCGAUGGCAGAGAGGACAAGUUCGUCCCAUUCAACCAUGUUCGGGGUACUAACCCGGGUGGAGGUGGUGACUACUGGUAUCUGGAUAUCCCUGAUGGUAGGACCUUAGGUUGCGCUGGUCAGAAACUGAUGGUAUACGAAUUAACUAGCUUCGGAAACCGGUCCAAUGUGCGCGGUAUGACGAUGGGAGAAUAUGAGCAAGGAGUCGGUAGAGUCGCGAUGGGCUUCAAUGGAGUUGCUGAAUGGAGUCUUGUUUAG